Molecule: messenger RNA, 3515 nt
Organism: Hydra vulgaris (swiftwater hydra)
Lineage: Eukaryota; Metazoa; Cnidaria; Hydrozoa; Anthoathecata; Hydridae
Product: polyamine-transporting ATPase 13A3
Biological process (GO): intracellular calcium ion homeostasis; transmembrane transport
Cellular component (GO): membrane
Molecular function (GO): P-type transmembrane transporter activity; ATP binding; ATP hydrolysis activity
Source: RefSeq, a predicted model, not a curated record
UUAAAGUAUAAAAAUGAAACCUCCAAGAAAAAAAAGUUAUGUUUCAUUAGAUAUUGGUUGUUGUGCUAUAAACAAGAAUGAUGAAAGUGGUGAAUCCUUAUGCUAUGGCUAUACCAAAAACAUAGGAAAAAUAUUACUAUUUUCACUUGGAUGCUUGUUGACAGGUGGUUUUUUAUUUUUAGUUUCAUACUGGAAACCUAAUUGGAAACUCUAUAUGACACACAGUCGUUGUAAAUUAUCUCUUGCAUCAAAAGUUCUUUUGCUUGAUAGUUUUAAUGCUAGUUUUGUGGAACCUGUAAGAGAGUAUCAACAUAAUCAAAAAGUUUUAUUUUCGUCACAAAGCAUUAUUGGUAUCACAGGAAACUAUAAAUAUUUCUUUCACAAACAUUUGAAGUAUGUGUUUGACGAAAAAAACGAUAAAUUUUUUCCUGUUGGUGGUAUUGAAAAUCAAGAAACCUUUAUGAAUUUACAUGAAAUGUCUAAAGGACUAUCUGAAGAUAUUCGUAAACAAGCUUUACUCUGGCAUGGAUCAAACUUAAUUGAUAUUAAGAUAAAGUCACUACCUCUCUUGUUUGCAGAGGAAUGUACAAAUCCAUUUUAUAUUUUUCAAGUUUUUAGUUGCAUCAUAUGGUUUCUUGAAAGUUAUUUUUAUUUUGCUGGAGUAAUUAUUUUUAUUACUUUAACCUCAAUCAUGAUAAGUAUUUAUGAAACUCGAAAGCAACUUAUAACCCUCAACAAAAUGGUGACAACAUCUACUACUGUAUCUAUUUUGCAAUCUGACGGGAGGGUCACAGAGAUAAGUUCUCAAAAUCUUGUUCCUGGAGAUGUUAUUGUGCUUCCAAAAUUUCGUUCAACUCUAUAUUGUGAUGCUGCUUUAGUUAGCGGAACUGUUAUAGUAAAUGAGAGUAUGUUGACAGGAGAAAGUGUUCCAGUGACAAAGAUUUCAAUAUCACGACCAAAUAAUUUUAAUGCACCUAAUAAUGAGAUAUUCAAUACAACAAAGCAUUCUAGAAACACUCUUUUUUGUGGUACAGAGGUUCUUCAAACUAGAUAUUAUGGUGAUGAAAAAGUCUUAGCAGUUGUUAUUAGAACUGGAUUUACAACAAUGAAAGGGGAGUUGAUUCGUUCAAUACUUUUUCCAAAACCGGUUGAUUUUAAAUUUUUUACAGAUGCUCUUAAAUUUAUUGGAGUUUUAUUUGUUUUUGCACUAAUUGGAUGUGGUUACGCUUUUUACGCAUUUUAUAAAAAUGGUUUUGCAACAUUUUUACUUGUAUUAAAAUCUCUUGAUAUUUUUACAAUAGCUGUACCACCAGCUUUACCAGCUGCAAUGAGUGUUGGCACAGUGUAUGCCUUACAACGCCUCAAAAAGCAAGGCAUUUUUUGCAUUAGUCCAUUAAGGAUAAACAUAAGUGGAAGACUUGAUUUGUUUUGCUUUGAUAAAACAGGUACUUUAACUGAAGAUGGUUUAGAUUUUUGUGGAGUUUUAAGAUUAAAUGAUGAAACCUUUAGUGAAAUUGAAAAUGACGUUGGAACAAAUAAUGAUAAUGUCACUAUUGCUAUGGCUACAUGCCAUUCCUUAACUACUAUUAAUAAUGAGCUAUGCGGUGAUAGUUUGGAUAUUAAAAUGUUUCAAGCUACAAGUUGGAUACUAGAAGAACCUGGUGCAGAAACUGAACGCUAUGAAAAUAUUGUUCCAUUAAUUGCCAAGUCUCAAAACCAAAGUGUCUUGUUAUCAGAAGCUUUAGAGAAACAAGAUUUUCCGCUAGAAGUUGCUAUUUUAAAGCAGUAUACAUUCAGUUCGGAACUUCAACGAAUGAGUGUUGUAACAAGACGAUUAGGUUCAAAGCAUAUGAAUGUGUAUGUCAAAGGUUCACCAGAAAUGGUUGCAUCACUAUGCAAACAAGAAACUUUACCAAAAACAUUUGAUGAGUGUUUAACAUCAAUUGCAAAAAAAGGGUAUCGUAUUAUUGCAUUAGCUUAUAAAGAACUUCCUAAAAAAUUACAUUGGCACAAAGUUCAACAUUUUGAGAGAAGUCAAAUAGAAUGUGAACUUAUUUUUCUUGGCUUUAUUGUCAUGAAAAAUCUUUUGAAGAAGGAGACUGCUCCUGUAAUUGAAAAACUUUAUAAUGCUCAUAUAAGGCCUGUUAUGAUUACAGGUGAUAAUAUAUUAACAGCAGAAAGUGUUGCACGGGAAUGUGGAAUUGUGCCUAGUUCUCACAAGGUCAUAUCAAUAACUUUAUCAAAUGAUGACUCUCGUAAGUUGAUUUUCUCUGCAGGUGGACUAUCAGAAGAGUUGAAACAAGAAAGUGAAAAUCUAUUUUUACACCGCCAAUACCAUUUAGCAGUUACUGGUAAGGCUUUUAGUGUAAUAAAAGAGUAUCAUCCUAGUCUUUACAGUAGACUUUUAAUAUGUGGAACAAUAUUUGCAAGAAUGCUUCCUGAUCAAAAGACAUCUUUGGUUGAGGACUUUCAAAAAAUUGGCUACAUUGUGGGAAUGUGUGGUGAUGGUGCUAAUGACUGUGGCGCAUUGAAGCGUGCUCAUACUGGAAUUUCAUUAUCUGAAGCAGAGGCUUCUGUUGCAUCUCCCUUUACAUCAAAAGUACAAAAUAUUAGCUGCGUUCUGCAAGUGAUUAAAGAAGGCCGCUGUGCACUUGUAACUUCUUUUAAUCUGUUUAAGUUUAUGGCACUAUACAGUAUGAUUCAGUACUCAAGCGUAUUGUUGUUGUACUCAAUUUCCUCAAAUUUAGGUGACUUUCAGUUCUUGUACAUUGACUUAUUUAUCAUCACUUCUUUUGCAGUUACUAUGGGUAGAACUGGUCCUACUGAUUUCUUGUCUCCAAAACCACCCUUAGAUCGUUUGAUGCACCCAAAUGUUCUGUUCUCAAUAGUGAUGCAAAUAAUCACCCAGACUGGAUUUCAAGUGUUAUUUUUUUUUUAUGCAAAGACACUUCCUAACUAUUCUAUUGAGCAUCAAACGCGUGGUGUACUGGUUAUUGAAAACUUUGAGAACACAAUUUUAUUUACAGCUACUAGUUUUCAAUAUGUUCUCAUUGCGCUAGUAUUUUCACCUGGUUUUCCCUAUCGUAAACCUUUUUAUCACAAUAAAGGUCUUGUUGCUUGCAUUGUUGCAUUUGUAAUUAUGAAUUCUUUUUUGCUUAUAAGACCAUGUAAGUUUUUUAUGAAAGUACUUGAAGUAAAACAAAUUCAAGGCGUAGCUUAUUUUGAAGUUGUUUUUGGGUUACUCUUUUGUAACUUACUGAUAUCUUAUAUUAUCGACUUUUUAAUUGUUGAUUCGAAUUGCAUGAGAACCUUUUUAAAUUUUUUGGAUAGAAAGAAAGGAGAAAAAAAAAUUUAUCAACAAUUGAUUCCUCAUUUCAUGACAGAGCCUACUUUAAAUGAGUUUGAUGAAUUUUGUAACUCAGUAUUGACUUAAAUCUUCAUUUUUUAUACAUUAUUUAUACAUAAAUAUAUCUUUUUUAAAUGUAUGCAUUAGUACAAAAAUAAAUUAUACAAAA